CAAGCGUACGACAGAAUCAGUUGCGUAGAUAAAAACAUCUACAGCUUUAACACCGAAAACGUUAGUGAUUCCAAUACCAGGAGCUUGUCAUUCAUUCGCUGAAGCCAAAGUUCAUGUACUAUCGCCUCGAAUUGGACAUACCUAGUCUAGUCGAGGCGGAUGAACGUGUUAACAUGUUGUGCAUUGCUUCGCCCUUGCACCUAAGCUCCGCUCUGGCCUUGCGUCAUUGUUUUGAAUGGAGCUCCCGUUCUGCCUUCCGUUACUUUGUAUCAGGAGGGAAACUGACACACGGAGGAGAGCGUAAACCCGCGGAGGCGUGUGCGCACUCAGCCAAUGGAAGCGCAUGUCUGCCGCGAAACCGCACAUGUUCGUAGCCAGAAUUCCGCCGGUAGAGACACAGGCUCGUGGACGACAGUACGGAAUGGAGCCUUUCUUCGUUUGCGUCCGGAGUUAGACUACAUACUGCAUGCCAUUGCAGGACGAAUGACAUCUCAUUGAAUCGCCGAUGUUUUGUACAAGUCUGAAGUCUGGUAUUCGACGCAGUUUAUAUUACCAGCCUACACUUUUCACUGGUAAACUCAUGUAAUGUCCUUUGCGGUCCGAAACGAAUUUGCCGUUCCGUGUUUUCUUGUAAUCUCGCGAGUUUAAGGGGACGGCUAGGAAAACAAACAGGUCGAAAGAAAAAAGAUCGGUUGCCGGUCGGACGAAGGGGUUAUCGAGCAAAGAACUGCUAGCUUAUGUAUCCGAAUUUUGCAUAGCAUUUUGCAUUAAUUAAAAAGCCCCUUUACAUUAUAGGCGCCUUAUUGUAGCUCGGAUCAAAUGGCGAAACGAAUGCCGCUAAAAAUGUUGUCGUCCUGUGUUCGUUUUGCAUUUGAAGAGCGCGCAUUCAUUCAGCUGCGGUUUUGCCAUCUUAAUUUCGACACUUCCCCGUAUUAAAACAACGUGUGUACUCAUCAACACGUUUAAAAUUUGUGAUUUAGGACAUCAUAAUCUAGCUAUGCAUACCAGGCGCCUCGUAAAACGCUCUAUAAUCGGAAGCCGAGUCUACGCGCCGGGUCCAACGGGGGACGCGGCGCCGCUCACCGGAGUGGUGCAGGCUGUCAAACAAGACAACAGAGACGCUUCAGCCGGACAUCGGUGCAAUGUUUAUACCGUGCUCAUGCAAGACGGAAGCCUGAAAGAGUAUUCCGAAGAAGAAAUUGCCAUUGGAUCUGCUCAGAUGGCCGCAAAGGGACCGCUGAAGUCGAGCUUGAAGAAUUCCUGUAACGGCAGCCAGCGGGAUGGGCCAGCAGUGUGCCCAAGUGUGCAGAGGAGCGAGAGCACCCCGCUUGGACGCGAGGGCCCUGAAGAACCCAGGCGGCUGGGCCGGGCACCCGAGCAGGACAAGGACCACACCCGUUCUGUCUCUUUGCUGGAGCAGAAGCGCAAGGUGGUCUCCUCCAGCAUCGAUGUGCCCCAUGCCAGGAAAUCAGAGGAGGAGGUGGACAUGGACAAAGUGACUGCUGCCAUGGUGUUGACCAGCCUGUCCACUAGCCCCCUGGUGCGGAGUCCCCCAGUAAAAAUGGGUGAGGGUCUAAAUGGCUCCUGGAAGGAUGGAGGCUUUAUGCCAUCCAGCUACAGCAGCAGCGGCUACUGGAGCUGGAGUGCUCCGAGCGACCACUCCAACCCCUCCACACCCUCGCCGCCGCUGUCAGCUGACAGCUUCAAGCCCUUCCGUGCAGGCAGUCUCAGUGGGCCACCUGACGACGCGCUGGACGAGCAGGAUGCAGGGAGCCUGCUGUUUGACGAGCCCAUUCCCCGCAAGCGCAAGAACUCCAUGAAGGUGAUGUUCAAGUGUCUGUGGAAGAACUGCGGCAAGGUCCUGAGCACAGCGGCAGGCAUCCAAAGGCACAUUCGCACUGUCCAUCUUGGCCGCAACUGCGACUCUGAGUGCAGUGAUGGCGAGGAGGAUUUUUACUACACCGAGAUCAAGCUCAACACUGAUUCGGUGGCAGACGGCCUGAGCAGCCUGUCCCCUGUGUCUCCGUCUGUGCUGUCUCCACCGCCCUCUUUUGAGCAUAGGAAGCCCGACACUUCCGGCAGCACAGCCGGGUCCAGGAACGAGAGCAGCAGCUCCACUCCACUGAGCCGCUCCGCCCCCAGCACGCUGUACCUGGUGCAUGCAGACCACGCCUACCAGGCCACAGCCCCUGUCAACAUCCCCUGCACUAGCACUGCUUGCUCCACCCCCUCCACCCACACCGCUGGCUUCACCCCCUCCACCAGCUGCAGCAUCUCCUGGCAGUCCCCACCCGUCACCUUCACUGGCACACCUGCCUCUCCCACUCAUGGCCGGACACAGGGCUUCAGUGAACAGCGCUCUCAGACCAUCACUGUGCUCUCGUCUCCCCCACGAGCUGCAGGCUCACUCAGCAGGAAGUCCCGGGGCGAGGGUAAGAAAUGCCGUAAGGUGUACGGGAUGGAAAACAGAGACAUGUGGUGCACUGCUUGCCGCUGGAAGAAAGCCUGCCAGAGGUUUGUGGACUAAGCCGGGUCUGGCUGCCACGGAAGUGGGGGUGGGGCUUCUCUUGCAUGCAUAGCUUCACUCAAACCCUUGUAACUCUGUUUCUGCCCCGCCUCCUACACCGUGUUCCCUCACUUCCUGGCCUGGAACCAGGACCUGUGUUCUUCUUCAAACAUUCCCUCCCUAUCCAGUGCUUCUGCCCCUCCCACCAAAAUGGAGAGAGAAGCGAGCAGCUCUGCAAAAAAAAAAACAAAAUCAAAAAACAAACGAAAAAAAAACCUGAGAAAACGUCAUGUGAUCUCUUUGUCUUUUUUCUUUUUGUUUUUGAAGCUCUGGCUAUAAAACAUUCUUGUGAGUUGCAGAGGAACCAGUGGUGGGACCAAUCACUGCCGAAUUUAUUUCUGAAAGAAAAGACUUUCUUUGAGAGUGUUAAAAGAUGAAGUUGGGGUGGAGGGGUGUGUGGGGUUCUUGUUUUCCCUGAACACUUUUCCACGCCUACAUUUCAGCAAAACUCAUGGUUUGCCAGUCAGACUCCACUAGAGUCCCUGUUCUUCUUUGGGGACUUUUGAGGGUAUGGUGGGGUAGGGGAGAUGGGAGAGAGAGCUCCCUCUAGUGGAAAAGGAUCGAUGCAAAAAAACAAAACAAAACAAUACAAAAAAAAAUGCAAAGUGGAUAUGACACUUUCAGCUUCUCUCUUUCUUCCAUAUCAUCACAAGCAAUUAGACCCAUGAGGGAAAGAUCAUUUUCUAUCUCAGUAUUAUAUUUAUAAUUUCUUUCAGGGAUGCAAUCAGUGAAAGCAAAACCAGCAGCUACAUUUAACAACAGUGAAGGUAAUGGUUUUUGUGUCACAGGAGUGUCUACCUGCAACCAAAAAGGAUUGUUUUUAGUAUUUUUUGUUUGUUUGAUGUGCCAUUUUUCUUUUUUGCUUUUUGUUUCUGUACUUGGUUAUAUAUGAUAAAGUGCAAAGUCUGAUACGCUGAUUACACCCCAGCACAGCAGCCUGGUGUCGCCACCCACAGACAUUCAACCACCUGGCCUGAGCGCGUGGUUUUGCAUGUGCUGGGGGCUUUGAGAGGUGGCCCCCGUGCCUCUCUGGGUCGAAGAGCUCCCCCUCCUCUCACCCUUAACCUGACCUCACAAUUUAAACAGGAAGUAAUAAAAGUUGCAGCACUUGCCACGUCUGCCCCAGGCCAGCCCCUCCCCUGCCUCUACCCCUGCCAGCGUGUGAGCUCCAAGCGUGAUGCUGGAAGCAAAGUUUUCUUAUUCACCUGUGAUUGAGGAGCAUUGUGUUACUGCACCGCUUGCUGCACUCGCGACAGGAGGAGAGGGCCUUGUUCACAGAGGGCCUUCCUACACAGUACUCCGGACGAUGGGGACUGCACAAAAAAAACAGCUUAGGGCAGUCCUGUGGCUGCACUUCCUCCUGGGGCCCAUGGCCUUGGUGAUGCCAGCACCGAAGUCUCUCCUCAAGUUUUAUGCAAGAAGAAAAUGGCUGCUUAGCAGGCAGUUGUAAGUCCUCUGGCGCUGUUUUUGCUACAAUGCAGUAUCGCGUGAAACCAUCCAAAACACACUGCAGUCGCACCAGCUUGGAAUCUCACUUCAUAUGUACACACACACACACACACACACACACACACACACACACACACACAUUCACACACACAGAUACACAGACACUACAGCUUUGUCCCUCAGCCCUUCAUCCAUAUCACUUCUCCUUUAGCCCUGAAAUGGUUCUUUAUCCCUCUCAGGAUGUUUACGUAUGUCGUCCUAAUCUAAGCUAAAUGUCUUUCCUCGGAAGUAGCAGAGACAGGUUAUUGCACCAAGUGAACAAAAAAGGCGUGUGUUUCUUUGUUAAAGAUAAUUUUGAAUGAAAAUUUGUUUCUCAAAAAUCAUUAUGCAUUCAUUUUAAAUGAUGUUACAGAGUACAUAAUACUUUAAGAUAAAAGAAAACUGCCAUUAUAUGUGAAUUUCUUUGUUGCUUUAAGAAAGUAUAUAUACCUAUAUAUAAAUAUAAAGUGCAGAAUUCAUGUUUAUAUGUUAUCUCUAAAUGAUAAGUCAUACUUUGCCUGUUUUUGCAUCUUGCUUUCAUAAAUUUCUCCUUUUUUCUGUUUACAUUUUUUCCCCAUUCUUCUGACUGAAUUCCAGAAUUGUAAUCCUAGUCCUCCUUGCCUUCUUGUUGGGCAAGUUCUGAACAUAUAGUGCAAACAGAGCUAUAUUAAAGUCAAACCCACGAGAGCUAUUCAAGGGCUCUAUCACUGUGGCAUCAGUGGCAUCAGAACUCUUCAGAAUUAGCCUUAGAACUUAACCUUGCUGCAGUGUUUAUGGUCUUAUAUUCUUCUGAUAUAUACAGUAUGAUUAGCUUUGAGAAGUUUUGACAGAGGUCAGUGUGUGGAGAAUGCCAUAGAAGCUGGUGCUUGCUACCUAACGCUACCCCUUACUGGUCCCCUGGUGCUACCAUAGACCAAAGGGGCUGACGCCCCUCACAGGUGUUAAUGUACGGGGCAAGCAGGCAUGCUCUAUUGUUUACACGGAAAAAAACUUUAAACCAUCUCAACUAUUUAUGAAAUUUCACUGAAAUCACGAGGUUAAGCUUGGGUGCUCUCUCACAUUAGUUGGGAUACAUUAUUGCUAUGAAUACCAACCUAGAGAUAAUGGCACCUACCGUGGAUUAGCUGUUGGGUGAUUCUGUCACUAAAAAUUGCAAUAUAAAUACUGAUUUUCUCAUGAUAUGUCACAUAGCCCUAUCUGUCAUCAUGGUGUUUAUAUAUGUUUUGACUGCCAUUUCAUUAGCUGGCCACCAGUUGUCAGUCAUUGCUAGUUCCUUUCUUUCAGUAGAGGUGUUCCUAUGUGCAACAGCCUCUGUUACUCUGAAGUACAUGAAAAUAAACAUGAUUAACGUCCAUCUUAAGUAAAGUUUUCAAGCAACAACACGGUUUCUUUCCAUAUUUGCAUUCUUCCUAUUUCUCACCCUGUCUGUACUCUACCAUUGUAACAAAUAUCCUGACUAUGACAGGUUGUGGUAUAUAUCAUGUAACUACAGUAGAUAUUCCUAUAUAGCUACAUAUUAAACAGCCAUUUUUAAUACUAGUGUGGUCCACUAAAACAGCAGCUUUGGUCCAUGUCACAUGUGCAGUAUGAAGCAGAAAUUGCCAAAUGCGAUAAAAGCUUUUAGUCUCACUUAUCUCAAGCCUUCCAAAUCACUUCUUCUGUUACUCUGUGUAAAAAAAUUUUUUUUUUUAAAAAAUACAGCGUAAUAUCCAAGGUUUAACAAAUCAUACUAAUCUCCUAUUCAAAAUAUGACUGUUUAUUCAAUGUAUAAGUGACUUCUACAUGUAUGUGACUAUGAGCUCUCUAUAUAUAAUUAUCAUUUUGCCAUUGUGGAUUUUUACCCGACUCAAAUGUAACCUGAUCUAAAGCCAAACCUUUGCAUGCAUUUUCCACUGCUAUCACCGUAUGAUUUGUGCAGUUGUUCAGGUUUCAUGUGCAUGGCCUUGUUUGAGUUAGCCUGAUGCAGGCAUUGCAACCAGAGGACAGUAGUUACUCUGGCUGCCUCUACACCCCUGGCAGGAUGGAGCCCUUUGGCUUCACAGCUCUUUCCUUACAUAACUGUGUGUGUUUGUGUUUGUGUGAGAGUGCACAUCAACCUUAGCAAACUACAAACAUGAGAUGAGGCCAUAGAAAGUGUUAAAGAAAAUGAGUGUGAGUGUGUGUGUGUGCGUGCGUGUGUCCUUGAGCAUACAAAAAAGGUGUGCAUGUGUGACAAAUGUGAAAGGCAAAGCCUUGAGAGUACUUUUCUGUUCAAAACGAGCUGCACCGUCCCAGUUUACCACCAGAAUAAACUUCUCAGUGUUGUAGAGGGCUUCAAAUCGCAGCUGUCAUGGUAGUGCCUUUAAAAAGGCUGAAUAUGACUUGUGAUGGGGUUCUGCAAUGCAUUCAACCAACGUAUUGGCCUCCAUGUCCCAAAUGAACAUGACUAAGUCUUGAUGUGGCUGCCUGUUUUUGCUCAGCGAGGGGAUCAGAGGAUCUCACUGGGGUGUGUGUGUGGCUGAGGGCUGCACCGCUGUCCGCUGUCAGGAAUGUGGUAUUUGGGGACACACUGGAGCCUAAUUGUGCCUUGGUAAGGAUUGACGUGUGUGUGGACAUGCACAGAAAGCAAAGGAAUGUAUACAAGUGUCGGCUUGUCUGAGUUCUUCAUUUUGUACUAAUUAAACUGGGUGGAUGUAGGAGCCCAUUUUCUCUUUUCUUUAGUUUUUUAGUGAAAACAUUUUCACAAUUGUAAUGCUAAGGGGUGUCUUUUCCCCACUUGUGCUUUGUAAUCACGUUUCAACUGCAGUACUGUAGUUCUUUGUUGUGUUUAUCUGGAUUCCAAAACAUAGAUAUGUUUAAAUCGGCAUUUUGAUCUAUGCUGAGUUGGUUUAUGAUGUCUAUGUUUUGGGAACGCAGAAGACUUUUUUCCUACAAGAUGUUAAAUCAGUGAGAUCAUUCAUUGUAGUCAGAAACACGCCUUACAGAAGCAAUGCAGCCAUGCAGUAGUGAGGUAAGCACAGUGACAGGCCCUCUCAAACCCAAAGACUUACUUGUGUCUCUCAGUACACUCAUUGGACUUCAUAGGCAAGUUGGUACAUAUUUGAAAAUUAAAUAUAUCUUUGGGCUAUAGUGUCUCUUUUAUCUGCCUGUUGAAGUGACAGGAAUUUAAUAAAACUUGCCUAUAUUGUCACAAUUAUACUGCAUUGCAAUUUAUAUCAAAUACUUGAUAUCUAAAAAAAUAAGAUUCCCACAACCAAUGAAGCAUGGGAACUGUAGGCAUGGUAAUCUGUAAUGAAUUAUGUCGCUGCUCUUGUCAAUGACCAUGUUAACCUCAAGAACUCAAAGACUGUCGCACUGGAUUUUUACACUUUUUAACAUACUUGGACUGUAUUUUUAAUACUGCAUGUGCAUGCUGAAGAAAAUAGAAAUAUGAACUGAAUUUAUAAAUGUGUAUACUGUGUUUUGUCUACAAAACGGGCAAAGAGCAGGCAGGAUGCAGUACAUAAUUGUACAGGAACUGUAGGUCCUCUAUGCCAGUAGUUGCCAUUGUCUAAGGUUUGGGCAAAAGGCCAGAGCUCACUGGCUCCAUUUUUAAGCCCACUCUAUAUCUAACAGCAUGGGCAUGAAUUGAGUGAUUUCAUGACAUGUGGUGAUGGUGUGGGUGGGGGUGUGGUGGAGCAAUAAACAAAUAAGAUGUAGCUGCCAUAAAAGCCUGCCGAUGAUAAAAGAUAUGACAUAUAUCCUUACUGGGUGAAGUGAUUACAGUGGACUCAGAAAGGGAACCCAUAAGUACUGCUCACUAGGGCUGAUAAAACAGAGGACCACGACAUAUGUAUGACUACAUAAUGGCAACUGCCUGCUCCUGCUCCUUCUCUGUGGCGAGUCCAAACUAGGCUUUAAGAAACAUUUUUAUUUUAUCUUUGUUCUACUGUUACUCCUUUGGAAGUACAUUUGAAGCACUACAAAUGGAAUAGAGUAGAGGGAGCAUAUGAUGCUCUGUGCACAUGUGGGUAUACUGUGUUUACAGCAAACUGGGACAAAAAGAGAGCUUUUCAUCAUUACAUGCCAUAUAUAGUUGCUGCAAUAGAACCCUAAAGCCAUAGAAGCCAACUCUUUAGAGUGGCCCUUGGUGUUUACCAAGUUUAUUACACCCCAGCACCUCAAACAUCCCUCAAACACAAUGCUGAGUUGAACCAAGAAAGCAAUUAGUUCAUCACAUAUUCAUAUAUCAUUCACAUUUAACAGCUGUUAAAUGCUUUCACAUGGACAAGCUGUUUUCUCUACAUAUUUUACAGUAAUGGAAACUUUCAAUUUUCAGAACAGCAUAUUUAUGGGCCACUUCCUCAGAAACCUUGGAGAAAAAGCAAAGAUUAUGGACCCCAAAACCCUUGUGAACUGGCUUCUCAAACACUGUCAACUCAAUGCAAUGUUUGUUUUAAAAUUCAGUUUUAUUUAAGUAGAAUAUUUUCAAUAUUUUUCACAAUGUUAAAAUAUUACAGGUAUUUGUUUGAAUCCAUUAUGAAAGCCACAAAUGGACAGUAAUUUCUGUUUACACCGUGGGUAUUCACCCACAACUGUAGAAAUAUAAAGUUCACGCAGGUUACAAGAACACAAACCAUUGACUGCAUCUAGCUAAGGCUCUUUUGCAUGCACAGUUGUGUUCUUCAUCUCUUUGUUUUUGUUUUUUUGUUUCUGAUAUUUUAUUAGUGACCUAUUAUACUCCACAACACCAGAUGGCAACUCCAAAUAUUAUUCAGAUGUUAUACUCUGUUUUGUCCUGGUGUUGUUGCUGGUAAAGUAGACGGCCACAGAAGAAACAGAUCAAUUUAACUCGGCUGAGAGGCAUUUUAGGUGUAGAUUCAUGUCUACAUGGAGCAGAAAUGUUGUGCAAGCUGUGGCAGUAACUAAACAUUUCAGCUAAACUUAGAGCACAUUAUACUGUUUGCUGUGAGCAUUGUUAUAUGUCACACAGCCAAACAAAAUCAACUCCUGGCAUGCUUCCACAUACAGAAAUGGGGCUUCUGUGUCUGCCUUUUAAAGCAGUGGCUCAAGUUUGGGGUUGCAGAUGCAUUAGAUAUGUGGCUUAUACUGGCCAUUUAGAAUGCCUGGGCAUGGUGAGACUUGUGGCGUCUGCUCUGCAGGGACCUCUGCUCACCCCAGCUACUCAUUAACAGUGCCCUCACCUGGCUCUCCCCAAGGAACCUGUGUUUAGGUUUUCUGACUCUCUGACUCACUCCCUGAAGCAGUAAGUGCUCUAGAACAAUGGGUCGCUUCCUCAGCCUGUUAAAUACUAGGGUGUGUGCAGCUGUCAUUGAGGGAACAGCACCACCACUUGAGUGGAUCUCCUUGCACUAAGGUUACCUUAUCCUGGGCUUCACACAGUGAGCACAAGGAUGUGUCUGCUGCACCUCUGCAUUGAAUGACAUGCCUAUGUGCUCCCAGGGGCCCUGUGCUAAGAGAGCGCUUGUCUUGGGGCCACGUGAACCAUCAUGGAAUGCACUCUCAUUUCUGCUCUCUCUUCAUUCUCAGUAUCAGCAGAAGACAUAACAGAAGACAUGGGUUACUGUGGGUUAGAGUUCCACAGACAUUUCUUCGAAAGAUGAUGAAUGCUAAUGAAUACAGUUCAGAAGUUUCAGUAACAAUUCAGUGAAAUCAAAAUUGUAGUCCUGUAAUCAAAAGUGGUGUUAAACAUUUGUGUUAAACAUUUGCACAGCAUAGUAGAGCAAUAUUUUAAUAGACUUAAUCACACAGCAUUACUGUUCCACUUAUAAAAUUUGCAAUUCAUUGCUUUUAGUGCAGGUACACCUGGACCAACCUAGACAAAUUUUCAAUUCAAUUUCCUUAAAUUCAAAUUAAUACGCACUUCAUACAUUCACAGGCCAAUCUAGAAGAAAAGGUUGGACAGUCAUGACCGAGAGUUGACAGUGUAAGAGAUGCUUUUUCCCCCUCUUAUCUAGGAUUGUUAAGGUAAAUGCAAUACCAACUACAAACAGAAGCACUUGUGUACAAUAUCUCUUGUUAAUUGUGUUGCAGUGGUUCCCAAACUGAACUGGGGACUCCAGGCUCUCAGCAGGCAGAGGCAAGGUUCUCCAGCAAAACAGGAGAGAAAAAUAUAUGACACUUCUUAAAACGUUUUUGAACUUUUUAGCUAAAAUAUUGUUAGUGGAUAUUUCUAUCUGUCAGUGCAAUUUAGAGCUCACAACUGAAUUGUAAAAAUUAAUCCCACAAACAGACCUCCAUCCUGAAAGCAUUUUGGCAUGAACUGGGAUAUAAAGAUUUGUCUGAAUAAAAUGUUUGGGAACCCCUGCUUUAUUCCUUCUUUUUUGGUUACUUUUUUAAUUCUUGUUCUCUUGGAAGAGAACGCACUUAGUGACUGUUAUCGCCUCACUCACAGGCUGUGCUAGUUUUUACUCAAAGCUGUGUGUACAUAGAGACUGCCGUUGUAUUCGUGCUACGGUGACAGUGUCCUGGUGCUUGUCAGUGCCGCUGUUGAUGUUUCUUUUGGUGUAAAUAUGACCUUUCAGAGAUGCUCUUGUUACUAGGAGCUCAGACGUACUGGUCACAGAACAAUAAAAGCUUUUGGCAGCUGUUUAGUACA
Electrophorus electricus (electric eel) is the source of this 10631-nucleotide messenger RNA. RefSeq names its product zinc finger protein 704 (gene znf704). The record is from RefSeq and is a predicted model, not a curated record. Gene Ontology annotation, molecular function: DNA-binding transcription factor activity; RNA polymerase II cis-regulatory region sequence-specific DNA binding. Gene Ontology annotation, biological process: regulation of transcription by RNA polymerase II. Gene Ontology annotation, cellular component: nucleus. Lineage: Eukaryota; Metazoa; Chordata; Actinopteri; Gymnotiformes; Gymnotidae.